AUGGCAGGAGCGACUGAUUAUAGCGAUUGGUCGCAUGAGAAUCUGAUCAAGAGAGUUACUCAUUUGGAAAAUGAACUUAAAGUUAAUACCAAAAGCGCAAUCCCCGCCAACAAGAAGAACUUUAAGAAACCCCGCUGCGAACGAGAUUUCGAUCCCUCCAAAUACAACACCCGACUCGUAGCUCUCAAACUUGCAUAUUUGGGAAAAAACUACAAUGGAUUCGAGCAUCAUUCCCACGUAACGCCUUUGCCUACUAUUGAAGAAGAAUUAUGGAAAGCGUUGAAUAAGGCUCGUCUUGUAUUUCCGGAAGGUGUCAAUCCAAUGUCGCCGGGGGAUGUCAAUUGGGAGGGCUGCGAAUACUCGAAAUGUGGGAGGACGGAUAAGGGAGUUAGUGCUUUUGGUCAGGUUAUUGCGAUCAGACUGAGGAGUAAUCGACCGCUUUCUAAACCGGAUGCAAAGCCCACGCAAGAAGAAUCCGGAGAGGGAGAAGAGGGGGGUAUGUAUCACACGUACCCGAGGGAAAAUGGUAUAGAAGUUACAUCUGCGCCGCUUUCUCCACCUGCAGCUAUACCAGGGCUAAAGAGGUCGGACAGUGGAGCAUUUAGCUUGUCGGAUCCAGAGAUACAGGAGAGUCUUGAUUUUAACCAUAUUACUGAUGAGAUACCUUACCCACAAAUUCUUAAUCGUCUCCUUCCACCCGAUAUCCGUAUCGUGGCCUGGUGUCCGUCACCACCCCUCGAUUUCUCCGCUCGUUUUUCCUGUCGCGAACGUCGCUAUCGAUAUUUCUUCACCCAACCUGCAUUUUCCCCCGUUCCCACUCAGGUAGAACAUGGCACAUCAGCUAGUAAAAUGAAAGAUGGGUGGUUGGAUAUCGAUGCUAUGAGGGAAGCAGCAAAAUCAUUCGAGGGUUUGCAUGAUUUUAGGAAUUUCUGUAAGGUGGAUCCGGGGAAACAGCUUACGAACUUUGAGAGGAGGAUAUUUUUUGCAGAUAUUGAGGAGGUAGAUGAUUAUACGAGCUCGCUGGCUUAUGUGAAUGGGGAUUCCUUUAUCGAUGAAUCGAUUCGUUCCAAAACGGAUGGCGAGAGCAACGCACCCAAAAUCUACACUUUCACUCUGCAUGGAUCGGCAUUCCUUUGGCAUCAGGUUCGCCAUAUGGUUGCGAUUUUGUUUCUCGUGGGCCAGGGCCUGGAGAAACCUUCUGUAGUCUCGGAAUUGUUGAACGCAGAUAAGAAUCCUGGAAGACCUACUUAUGAAAUGGCUACCGAUACUCCACUCGUCCUCUGGGAUUGUAUCUUUCCCCACCGCGACGAUCCAACGCGAACCGAUGCUCUAGACUGGCAUUACAUAGGCGAUACACCUGGUUUCUCGGACGGUAAAUACGGACCCGCGGGCUUAAUGGAUGAUUUAUGGACGGUAUGGAGAGAGCGCAAAAUCGACUCGAUCCUCGCAGGAGAAUUGAUGGGAAUAGUGAGUCGACAAGGAAUUCCAGCGAGUGAGUUGACUGGGGGGGAAGGGGGAAGGGGCGGGAGGAGCCAGAAGGUUUUUGCGGGGAAUGAUAAACCAAGGAUGAUGGGGAAGUAUAUAGGGGUUAUGAAUAAAAUCAAAAUGGAUACGGUGGAGGUGGUUAAUGAGAGGUAUGUGGCGAAGAAGGGCUUGGUGGUUGUAGAGCAGAAGAAGGGGUUUAGGAAGGUAGAGGUGAAAGGAGCACUAAAUGAAAAGGGGGAGGUGGAGGUGGAGGUGGUGGAAGAAGGUGAUGGAAUAAAGACGGGGAGUGAGAUUUAG
Molecule: messenger RNA, 1782 nt
Organism: Sclerotinia borealis F-4128
Lineage: Eukaryota; Fungi; Ascomycota; Leotiomycetes; Helotiales; Sclerotiniaceae
Source: the annotation of a GenBank genome assembly